Molecule: messenger RNA, 5183 nt
Organism: Lacerta agilis (Sand lizard)
Lineage: Eukaryota; Metazoa; Chordata; Lepidosauria; Squamata; Lacertidae
Gene: RTN3
Product: reticulon 3
Exons: 9
Coding region: 200-2935 (911 amino acids)
Biological process (GO): brain development; neuron differentiation; endoplasmic reticulum tubular network formation
Cellular component (GO): postsynaptic density; neuron projection
Source: RefSeq, a predicted model, not a curated record
ACCCGCCCCUCCGGAGUACGGCUGCGCGGCGUUCCGGCCCGCCGCCCAGUUGCUGCGCCUGCGCAGUCUGCCCUGAUCUCCUCGUUCUUGUCAGUCAGCGCCUGUCUGUUGAGAGGGGCGGUCGCUUAUAACUGAGGUCCUUGUCGCUGGUUUAUUCCCCCCGCCCCCCGUCGCUUUCGCCGCUGCCGCCAUCGACGAAAUGGCUGAGCCCGCCACCCAGUCCCCGUAUAUUUCUUCAUCUGCUGGUGGUGGCUCCUCGGAGCCCGGAGGCCGAGACCUCAAGGGGGCAGGUUCCCCCCAGCCUUGCGCUGAUUCCUUUGUUUCUUCCUCUCAGCCUGUCUCUCUCUUUUCGACCUCACAAGCUGGAGCUCAAGCUGCUUUUUUAGCAUAUUCAGGAAACCAGAGGGAAAGAAAUGGCAAAUCCGCACCCUCAGAUGUAGGAAAAGAAUUCGUAGAUGGCCAAAGUCAGGACCACAUCUAUGGGACCAGUGAAGGUUUGGGAGCAGGGCCAGUCUCUGUAGGAUCCACUGGCCUAGAAGAGUCGUCUCUCUCUGCUGGAUCCAAAGUUCACACCUGUGACCCGGUGGUACAAGCUUCUUCCUUGACUCAUAAUGACUUUAAGGGAGGUGUUGCCCUAGAUGGAAAAGUUGAUCUGAGUAAAUGUGACCAACACAAAAGAACGGCUUCAAGUGGAGAGUCCAAAUUGGCCUUGCUAACCAACCCAAAAGACGAACCCGAGCACUCUCCACCCAGAGUUGCCUACUCUCAUUCCCCAACAUCCCCAAUGGUUGCUGGCGAGGCCGUUGUGGAAAAAGAUUCCCCCGAGUCUCCAUUUGAGGUCAUUGCUGACAGACUGGAAUUUGAUAAGGAAUUCAAAGAUGUCCUUGCGAGCAACUCCAAUGAUAUCGGUAGCAACUGGGUAAUGCACAGUGAAAGGGAGCUCCUCACGGACAUCCCAGAAGACAGCGUGUGUGAGUUUCAAGUGAAGCCGCGAGGCGGGAGCCGAAUUCCACCGGGACCUGGCCUUUCACGCCAGUCUUCAGGCACGACGGCAGCACUGGAAGAAGUGUCCAAAUGUGUCCGUGACUUGCACAGCUUCACGAGCGAGAUGCUCAACUGGGAUUUGAUUCCUAAGGAUCUGGAGGACAAGCCUGAUGACUUUGGCAGCUCGGGCUUCUUGCCAUCGCCUGCCCGAGAUUCAGAUGGUGUUGCUGCCGGGUCGGUGGGCGGCAAGGUGGAAGCGAGCAAAGCUUCCAGCCCUCACCAGCCCCUCAAAAUCAGCAUCCACCAAAAAGACAGCCCAUCUCCAGUGGAGAAGGAUGAGAAGCAGGCUGUGGUCGGUCGUGAGGUAUCUGUUGUGAAAGUCAUUCCCACCACCGCAGCAGAGCCAAAGGCAGAUGUCCGCUGGCCAAAUUCCAGCCUACCUGAAAUGGCUGAUGCUGACAGCUCUGGGGAGUCGGACGACACCGUCAUAGAAGAUGCUACUGUGAUUCCAGCCUCCCAAAAUGAGACUGCUGCAGAGAGCAGCAAGCCGCUCCCCAAGGCACUUGACUCUGUCAAGACAGCGGUUGUACAUGUAGAGGACAAAGGGAGCAAGCCACGGAAACCCAGCCCAGAAGGCGCAAUUCCACCCAAGGCCCUAGAAUGCAAUUGGGGAUCCAUUGAUGACUUUGAAGCUAUCCAGACCAAGACAAAUGUUCAUGGGGGGAGCCCAGUUGCUGCUCCUCUGCCGCCUAAACAGCCCUCUCCUGGCAUACCUCCUAAAGCGGGGCAGGAAUUGUGCACUUACAGACAGGACCUACUUGGGGAAAGGCCCAGGAUGGACCGCCUCCCCUUGGACAAUGUAAAAGAGGCUGUGUGCCCAGACUCCCUCAAUGGGGAGACCUUUAUGGGCUUCAUGAAGGAGUGCUUGAAAUCCAAAGGGAGCGAAUCUCCAGAUGACGCUGUUGAGACCUUCUCGGAAGCUGAGCUAAAUGCAGCAAGAUCCGAGGUGGCGGCUCCCCAUUCACAGCAGCCGCCAAAGGUGACUCAAGACUUUGAGCAAGAGCACCUCACCAUCAAGGCCCUCAAAGAAGUUGGCAGGAAGGCUGAGACGGAGAGGCAGCCGCUUCCACCAAGCAAAGUCUCCCUUCCCGGAGGGAGGCGUCCUGGGCAGUAUUGCGAGAUACCCCCAGACCCCCGAGGUCCUGUUCAGAAGUCUGCCUUGGAGAAGAGACCCCUCUGCCUUGAGCAAGCUGUGGACGUGAAGCUGGCUUCUGCCCCUGCUGCCCUUGGCGGACACGACAUUCCCAACAAAUCUUCCCAGGCCGCUCUUCCCGAGCCUUCUAUGCCACAUGCUUUUGCAAAAUUACUGGCUGAAUUUUCAGUGCGCGAUCUGGUCUUCUGGCGGGAUGUGAAGAAGACGGGCCUUGUCUUCAGCACCACACUGAUCUUGCUGCUCUCCCUGGCUGCUUUCAGCGUCAUCAGCGUCAUCUCGUACCUCAUCCUGGCACUCCUCUCCGUCACCAUCAGCUUCCGGGUCUACAAGUCUGUCAUUCAGGCUGUGCAGAAGUCUGAAGAGGGGCAUCCAUUCAAAGCCUACCUGGAUGUCGAUGUUGCACUCUCCUCUGAGGCUUUCCACAACUACGUCAGCGCUGCUAUGGGACACAUCAACCACGCCCUGAAACUCAUCAUGCGCCUCUUCCUGGUAGAAGACUUGGUGGAUUCGCUGAAGCUGGCAGUUGUCAUGUGGCUGAUGACGUACGUUGGUGCCAUCUUCAACGGGAUCACCCUCCUUAUCCUUGCGGAGUUGCUGGUUUUCAGCGUCCCUGUCGUUUAUGAGAAAUACAAGACUCAGAUUGACCAUUACGUUGGGAUUGCCCGGGAGCAGAUCAAGUCAGUUGUAACAAAGAUUCAAGCAAAGCUUCCUGGAGUUGUGAAGAAAAAGGCAGAAUAACCUUGCAAAGGAGCCAGGACUCAGCUGUUAACUAAAAUGAAACAAAAAAUACCCCUUGUGUCAUAGUUAUAACCAUUGUUACUUGUACCUAUGAAGGAACAUGCCGAAUCAGCUUGAUGUCUGCAUUCCAAGCUUACUGAUUAUGUUUUUAUAUAUAUAUAUAAAAAGAUUUUUAAAAAUCCACCCCCUCCCCAAACCCUAAACACUGGGUUCAGAAUGCACUGGACUAAACACGAACUGGUAUCAGAAGUUUAAAAGAGGGGAGGGGGCACCCUUUGGCUCCAUAGCAGCUCUGGAUGGAACAUUAUAGUAAGCCAUCAAAAAUGGGUGUUCCUUUUGAUGUUAAGAGAUGUGCUCUCUGCUCAACGGGACGUUAGCAUUUCUAAAACCAGCUUUGGUAGGCUGAAAUAGCUGCGAGGUGAAGGUAGUGUGUGCCUCUCUUCUUCCUUGUUCUCUCUUUUCCUCCUCCUCCUCCCCGCCUGCCCUCCUUAAUAUGACAGGAUUUGCUUCAGGUGCAAUGUUCCCUAGUUCCACUAAGGCAGUGUCUCUUACCAGGCUCAUCCAUCUUUCUGCCAUGGACUAACCGGCCUGAAUGAAGAGGGCAAGCUUGAGGAAGCUUCAAAAAUUACCCAGCCAGUACUUAUCUCCCACUCCCAGCGCAUGUACCCUCACUGAUGGAAAGGGGAAUUAUUCACACACACACACCUCAUCUCCCUUAAUGACAUCAGUUCUCUUUUAGUCUGGUUCAUCUUCUGCCUUCCUUACCACCACCCCCAGCCACAGAAAUCAGUUCCUUACCCCACCCUGAUUAAGAUUACUUCCCCCACCCCUUACUCUUAAAUGAAAAUGUCUGUAACUGCUGUACACUUUGCUGUAAAAAGCAAAACUCAAGCUGGCGAAAAACCGAGAGUUCUGCAUGUGAUGCCCCAGUCACUUUAUUUCCAGUCUAGGACGGGGGGCAGGGGCUGAGUUGCAGAGCACUGACACACCUUGACCCUGAUCUUUGUCCUCCUCCCCCUACCCCACCCCGUCCCACCCACCUUUGGGCUGGCGAGGAGCUGCAGUCUUCAAGGACAGCAGUUUCAGGGCAAGAGUUUGGGAUCCCUCUCUCACAAGCUAUGUCAUGUGUGUUUACAGUUUUAGAAAGAUGCUUGGGACUGGAGGAUUGUCUUUGAAGAGUCUUACAGUUUUUAAAAAGGCAUUUUGUUUGUUUGUUUGGGUUUUCAAAGGCUUCCUUAUUGGGAAGCAAAUCUCCCAUGAUUCCGUGAUGGUUUAUCACCCAAAGCUGCCACCUGCAGUCAACUCCCUCCUCUGGCAGUCUGCACCAAGUUAAGCCCAUUCCCCCCGGCGGGCACUGCUAAAUUGGUGGUGGUGCUGCUUUUGGAUGAAACGGGGGACCAUGCACAGCUGGAGGGGUGGGGGAUAAAUUUGAAAUUCAGGUUGGCCAAAGGGAGCCCACCUCCUGCCGAAGGCUGCGCGGGGGGGGGGGGGAGUCGAGUUGGCAGCUAAAAUGGAAGGGACCACCUUUUCUCCCCCAAGGUUGAUGGAUCUCAAGUGGAAGGCAGUUGGGGAAGGGCAACAUAUUUCUUAACAAAUCCUAGGAAGCCUGUGCUGCCCUCGGCCCCAGGGAACUUCCCAGGAUUGAUCAUCCCUCCGCCUAGUCCAGCUGUGUUUCAUCAGCCGCUACCUUUCCUGUUGUGAACAGAACAGCUGGGAGGUGGUGCUGAAAAUAGGCGUGAGCAGAGCAUCAGGCUGCUGUUUUUUGCACGCGCAAAAAUGGCUGCUACCGCCCAGCCCCGUAUUGCCUGUUCCCACUCUUUCCUUGCUUUGCAGACCUUGGUGCAAAGCUCCUGGAGGGCAUGCACCCACAGGGCCCUGCUGUACGCAAGUCUGGCAGAGAGACAAUAGGACCAUAAAUCAAUCCAACAAAUAGUUGCAUUGGCUUUUCUUUUUUUAUAAGACCCAAGCAAUUUGAGCUGAGUGUGUGUCUCUUUAAGGUGGAAUAGGAGCAGCAGACCUUAGUGAGAGGUGCAUGAGUGUCUGGUGUGCUUCUGCACUCCCCACCCCCCAGCCCAGCCUGAGUAGGCAUCUUGCACUGUCUUGUCCUGACUCCUCUUCUCUCCACUCCCACCCCCUUCGAAGACCUUUUCUCUGCACUGGAAGCCUUUGGCUCAGCUCUUCCAUCUGUUCUGUUAACUGCUGUGUUUGAAUACCGUGAACCGACCUCUUUGUGCCCGGCAGGCUUUUU